UUUGCCCUCUCAAAUCUAACUUUUCAAUUUCCCCAAUUCUUGUAGAACCCUAUGUUUCGACUUGGUAACAAUGUCACAAAAAGGCAUCUCCUUUCCAUAAAUCACAUCAAAUUUCAACUCUUUUACUCCACAGUUCCAGCAAAUGUUACUAGCAACAAUUUAUUAGUGGAUUUGCUAGUUAACUCAGUUGGAUUCUCAAGAAAAAAGGCUAUUUCUACAAGUAGUAAGGUAACUUUCUUGAAACCUGGAAACAAUAAGCCUACAUUAGUUCUUGAUUUCUUCAAACAAUUUGGUUUACACAAACCCCAGAUUAAAUCACUUGUAUUUGCACAUCCUGGAUUGUUAUUUACUAGUGUUGACAAAACCCUUAAACCCAAAAUUAAGGUUCUUCAAGAACUUGGCUUGUCUGGGUCAGAAUUAGCUAGUGUCAUUACAAUAAGUAGUGCUUUGUGUCAUUCAAGUCUUGCUACUUGCAUUAGAAAUCUUGAUUAUCUACGAGAAGUAUUGGGUAGUGAUGAUGAUUCAGUAGCUAUGGUUAUAAAAAGAUUACCCUGGUUACUUACUCAGAAUCUCCCAAAAGUAAUGCCGCCCAAUUUGUUGUUGUUAGAGAAAGUUGGGUUUUCAAGUAUGGAUAUUAAGAAGUUUUUUCUUACUCGUCCGUUGGGUAUGAUUAAAAAGCCCGAGUGGCUUGAGGGCGUAGUGUGUCGAGUAGAAAAGGAUUUCUGCAUUCCUAGAGGGUCGCCUAUGUUUAAACAUGGAGUUGAAGCUAUUGUAAGUUAUGCUGAGUCUACAUUAAAAGUGAAAGUAGAGAUUUUCAAGAGCUUUGGAUGGUCAGAUACGGAUAUACUCACAAUGGUGCAAAAGCUUCCUUAUUGUUUGAAUGCAUUUGAGGCUAAGCUUAGAAAUGGAUUGAAGUUUUUCAUGAAUGAACUGGGAUAUGACUCUAGUUAUAUUGCCAGUCACCCUUAGUUAUUGAUGCUCAGUUUGGAGAAAAGGGUCUUGCCAAGGAAUGAAAUCUUCAAACUUAUCAAAGAGAAACAACUUAUAAGGACGAAGCUAUGUUUUUACACUGUUGUGUCGUAUUCAGAAUCAAAGUUUUUGGAGAACUAUGUGUUGCCUUUCAUGAAUGAGGUGCCUGAGUUGUAUGAUUUAUAUAUCAAGAGUAAGAGCUAAGAGAAAAUUCUUUUUGGUUGAGAUGUUGGCAGCAGACCAUUGUUUGUUUUUGAGGUUUAUUCACUUUUUGGGAUGAUAUUGUUUUUUCCUCUUCAAGCUCCAAUCAAGGAUACUGCUACUAGUUUAGAUUUCAUUGUUGAUGAGCCAUUUCUCAUCAGUGCAAACUGAAAAUUCAAGGCACUCUCAUUUUCAAGUCAUAUAAUGCCUUUUGGUUGAUGGAGAAGAGAAGUAGAAGAAAAUUUGGAAUUCCUGUGUUCUAAUGUCUACUCCCUAAAUGUGUAUCUCUAUCGAGACAGUAUAAUUUCUUGCUUUCGGUUCAAUUUUUUUUUAUCCUCUUCUCUUUAUCAUACGGUAGUAUUCUCAUCAAAAUGUGGUCUUGAGGCUUCUUACUAUGUGUGGCCUAAUCUGAAGAGAGGAAGACUAGGUCUUUCAGUAUAUCUCGGAAACGUAUCUCCACUCAGCUUGGUCUUGUGUGUCUUGAAUAAACCUCAAUUUCUACAUCCAUUUAACCAUGUAUUCACUAGCUUGGAAAUAGCCCUUAGCUGCUGCCUCUUUACGUUUUCCUCUGUUUCUGGAGUGUUGCUGUAUCAAAGGUCGGUUCUCAUAAAACUUUUAGGUUUAUGUUUGGGCAUAAGUACUUCACAAAGUCAUUUUAUGUGUUGGUAUCAUAUCAUGUCUUCUGUUGAAAUCAUCUUCUACUAGUUUAGGCUAGCUCAAAGUUGAGCAGGGUAAAAGUUCUGUCUCAGUCACAGUUGGUAUCAGACAGAAAACAUGGUUGGUAAAAUAGGAAGAAUAAUAGACAAACUCACUUGCUGAUGUUAGGUUGCUGAAAAGAAACAUCGUGCUCUUAUAAAGGGCUCUUUCAAGUUCUGGUAGUCUCUAAUAUUGUGCUUUAGCACUCUUCCAUGAAACUUUUCAGAGCAAUGCUAAUCAACUUAGUUAAGUCCCUAAAGCAUACCUUUAAUACUUAGAAAAGAAAGAAAAUAACUCAUACAGUUCAAGUAAAGAUGCUUAAACCCCUUGCUGUAACUUUAUUGUCGAUGCUAUGUCGUUCACUCUCGUAAAGAUAUAUUGCAGAUUUCCUCAGUCAAGAUUGAGUUUUAUCUUAGCCCUUGUCCUCCUUGCUAUGGUUCAUUGGUUUUAGUGUGAUAAUUAGCACAAAACCGUAUUAUUGACUUCUACUGGUAUUUUUGUCUUACCCUUUCUUUUGAAUUUUCUUAAAUCACGUGAUUUGUAUGGUGUACUUAAUGUAUACUUCUGUUAUUUACUUCAAGUUUCCUUCUCUUAGAGACUGAGAUGGUAGACAAGUGUAAUACUGCUCACAACAGACAGAUUGAUCAAGUUGAAUUUCCUUCUUUCUUUUAUAGUAAGGUAUUUAAUCUUUUAAUCAAGAUUUUUUUGAUUAGCACCGAGUGUCCGGGUCUCUUUGAGCCCCGACUAAUCCCAGGGGUGCACAGGCCCUCGGCAAGGAAUUUCCCGCAAGUGCACCACGGGUAAUUCAGGGUUUCCCCAGUCCGAUAGCCCUCAAAAAUUGUUUGCACCCAGCGGGUUUCGAACUUGAGACCUUGAAAGGGAGCACCCCAAGGCUCAAGUCAAUUGUCACCAGGCCAACCCCGAGGGUUUCUUUUAAUCAAGAUUUAGCUCUCAUCAGUUUGUUUGUUGUACUAUUUUUAAUUGUUUGAUAAGGCAGUUUGGUGGGCGUUUAUUCCCUUAGGGGUAUGUAUGGGUUGUAUAGUUCUCUCAGAAACAUAGUUCAGAGUCAGCACAUUCAAACCAGCUAGGCCUAGAGUAAUAUAACAGAGCCAUCAGCUAUAUGAUAGUCAAUUGUUUAGCUGACCCUCUCAAGUACAAUACUCUAGACGAUUGUCGCUCUUCAUUAAUUAAUGCCUCUUGCUUUUUAUUGUAUAGUAGGCACAAUUGUGGACAUUCACCAGAUUUGUAUGAGCAUCUUGCCUUGUG
Molecule: messenger RNA, 3132 nt
Organism: Lycium barbarum (goji berry)
Lineage: Eukaryota; Viridiplantae; Streptophyta; Magnoliopsida; Solanales; Solanaceae
Exons: 1
Coding region: 52-969 (305 amino acids)
Biological process (GO): regulation of DNA-templated transcription; chloroplast organization
Cellular component (GO): chloroplast
Molecular function (GO): double-stranded DNA binding
Source: RefSeq, a predicted model, not a curated record